Molecule: messenger RNA, 1237 nt
Organism: Arachis ipaensis
Lineage: Eukaryota; Viridiplantae; Streptophyta; Magnoliopsida; Fabales; Fabaceae
Source: RefSeq, a predicted model, not a curated record
CCCGUGUCCGCGGUACUCAUUAAGCACUUAACUACUUAUAUAGAAUGAAUUUACAAAAUUAUCCUCGCAUAAUCUGAAAAUAGUCAAAAGACCCCAGACCUGACCUUUACAAUCUCCUCCGCCCCAACCGCUGCAUUCACUACUCUAAAUCUCCGAUUCUCUUCUUCUCAUCCUCGCCACCGGCCCACCGCCUGCCGCCGUCACGCCGCACACUAACCCUUAUCUCUGUCUCUGCUGUUCCACCCGUUUGCCGCUGUCCUCUGCUUUUCUUGUCGUCCGAUCCGUGCUGCCAUCUUCCACUUGUCCCGCCGUCCUGUUCCUCGCCUCCGUUCUCUCACCUGCUGUUUUCGCCGCUGAGUGGCUUUUCAGCCUCUUGGCUUUGGAUUUGGAUUUUGAAUGGUUAUUCUCAAAAUAUUAGACACCACUGAUAGAAGAUAACGCAAGGACAUAAGAGUUGUUAGUAAAAUGGUUUCCUUUGAGAUGAACGAUCGCAAAAAGAUCGGGUUAGGGUUAACUGGAUUUGGUAUAUUUUUCUCAUUCCUUGGGAUUAUCUUCUUCUUCGACAAGGGAUUACUAGCUAUGGGAAAUAUCCUGUUUAUUUCUGGAGUGUCCUUAACCAUUGGUGUGAAAUCCACUAUGCAAUUCUUCACGAAACGAAGUAAUUUCAAGGGAUCAAUCUCGUUUGGCAUUGGAUUCUUGAUUCUCAUCAUGGGAUGGCCUAUUUUGGGCAUGAUCAUUGAGGCUUAUGGAUUCAUAGUACUAUUCAGUGGUUUCUGGCCCACACUGGCUGUUUUCUUACAGAAGAUUCCAAUUCUUGGUUGGUUGUUUCAACAGCCAUAUGUCCGAUCGUUGUUGGAACGUUAUAGAGGCCGGCGAGUACCCGUGUAAGAGAGGAGGAAUCGGCGGAAACAUUUUGUAGCUGCUAGCAAGCAAGCACGUUUAUCAGUGUAUGUAAAGAAAAUACCAGCUUAUGGGAGAUACCUGACUGUGAAUUCAGAGUUGGCACUCUGAUGCUAGCAAAUGAUUGUCACUUUUAACACGAUAGUCAUGUAUGUAGUGACAUGAUAGUCAUGUAUGUAGUGCAAAGAGUUCAUUGAUUAUGCGUCGAAUUAAUCAAUUACGCAAUCUUUGUUCAAAGGAUAAGAAUGAUCAUUUCUUAUUUGGGUCAGUGUAUGUCACAGUGCCUUCCAACAACACACUGCUAUAAAAUGAAAAUUUGACGAGUUGCAUGUGUUAA